AUGGUCAGUGGUCAGUCACAGUCAGUGGUGCGUCAGUGCCACAGUGAUAAGCGCCACGACACUCACUCAACACUCGCCGACAGAACACGGUUGUUAAAAAUGAAAGUGUGGAUUGUCUUGAUGCUGCUCUCGGUCUGUCUGUGUGAUGCCAAAACACGCAGAGACACAUACCUGUCAGCCUACAUGGAGUCUCACGGGCCCGGUGCCGGCGAGGUCUAUGGGGCCCCCAGUGCCGACUAUGGGGCCCCCAGUACAAACUAUGGGACACCCGCUACGGGCUACAACUAUGGGGCCCCCGCUGCUGAGCCCCACGCCGCCCCUGCCAACCCUCUAGACCCCAUACAUGCCAAGGCCGUGCUGCUGUUCAAGGUCCUCCUCAAAAUUCUCAUCUUCAAAUUGAUAGUUAAGUUCAUCGCCAUCAUCUGUGUUCUCUUCUUCCUCCCGAAACUGUCUGAAGUUGGGAUUGCCAAAGAGGAAUCAAGGAGGAUAUACGAGAAAGGUCCGGACAGAGACAACCUGAUGUUGACACAGUUUGUCUUGGAUGCUAUAUCAGGAGCGCCAGUGACGGCUAGGGUGUGUAGGACCGAGGACUCAGCGACCUGCAUACUACUACGCUCUCUGCGUAAACUAGACACUACCUACACCUUCCACAGACUGUACAAGAUGUAUUACAAAGAGGAAAGUGGUAGACUAAGGAAAAAGCAUCUUCAAUCUUCAUAG
Molecule: messenger RNA, 720 nt
Organism: Macrosteles quadrilineatus (aster leafhopper)
Lineage: Eukaryota; Metazoa; Arthropoda; Insecta; Hemiptera; Cicadellidae
Exons: 4
Coding region: 1-720 (239 amino acids)
Source: RefSeq, a predicted model, not a curated record